Molecule: messenger RNA, 1036 nt
Organism: Lycium ferocissimum
Lineage: Eukaryota; Viridiplantae; Streptophyta; Magnoliopsida; Solanales; Solanaceae
Product: phosphoglycerate mutase-like protein 4
Exons: 7
Coding region: 38-934 (298 amino acids)
Cellular component (GO): cytosol; cytoplasm
Molecular function (GO): phosphatase activity
Source: RefSeq, a predicted model, not a curated record
GCAAAAGUUUACAAAUCAUGUAAAACUUGAGCAGGAGAUGACAUCAUUAAUAAAGCCUGACAUUCAUCUGAUUCUCCGCCACUCUCAGAAUUAUCAUUAUUAUUGUUGCUCAAAAUUGUUACCAAUUUCCAACCUUACUAUUAUAUCGGCCUUGAGAUUCAAUUCGAUCCCUUCUCUUCAUUACAAUACUAGGAUUCCUAUGGCUGAUUCUACUUCUAGGGUUGUGCUGCAGUCUGAGUGUGGUGGAGAUGGCAAAUCUGAAAAUGUGAGUCCUAAUUUGACUGAGAUUAUUGUAGUACGUCAUGGCGAGACAGAAUGGAAUGCCGAUGGUAGAAUUCAGGGGCAUUUAGAUGUCGAAUUGAACGACAUCGGGAGACAGCAAGCUAUGGCGGUGGCAGCCCGGCUCUCCAAGGAGACAAGGAUCUCUGCCAUAUAUUCAUCGGACUUGAAACGGGCCCAUGAGACUGCAGAGACAAUAGCAAGGAGUUGUGGGGAUCUAGAGGUCAUUAAAGAUCCAGACCUUCGAGAGAGACAUCUAGGAGAUCUUCAAGGUAUUUCUCUCCGUGAAGCAGCCAAAAGUCAACCAAUGGCUUAUAAGGCUUUUCUGUCUGACCGAAAUGAUCAAGAAAUUCCAGGUAGCGGAGAAAGUUUAGAUCAGCUUUAUCAACGCUGCACUUCUUGUGUUCAAAGGAUUGCCAAGAAGCACAGAGGAGAACGAGUGGUUAUUGUAUCUCAUGGGGGUGCAAUCAGAGCACUUCACAGUCGGGCAUCCCCACAUAGGAGGUCUAAAAGUAAGAUCUGGAAUACAUCCGUUGGUAUACUUCACUUGUCUGAUAAGGAUGCAUGGACCAUUAAACUCUGGGCCGAUGUAAGUCAUCUCAACAAGACAAAAUUUCUGGACUCAGGUUUUGGUGGGGACAAAACUUCCGGUUAAUUUUGCAUGCCACACUCAACAUUUGGGUUGCUGGCAAAGAGGUACUUAACAUUGUUUGCCAUAAAUGGAAAUAUAUAAUUAUCUUUGUAACCCUUUGUUAGU